Uranotaenia lowii is the source of this 1221-nucleotide messenger RNA. Its product is annotated as lipase 3-like. Bases 1 to 1221 code for a protein of 406 amino acids. Gene Ontology annotation, molecular function: hydrolase activity, acting on ester bonds. NCBI's taxonomy places the organism in Eukaryota, Metazoa, Arthropoda, Insecta, Diptera, Culicidae. The transcript has 3 exons. The record is from RefSeq and is a predicted model, not a curated record.
AUGACCUCGCUGAUUCAUUUGACAUUGUUGCUUGUUUCAGCUGGACUUAAAAUCGUAUCGGCACAGGAAUUUGGUGUCGAUGAGUUAUUGCGGUCUUCAAUCAGCAGAUUCAAUUAUCCAGUUGAGCUUCAUCCGGUGGAGACGAUUGAUGGUUACAAACUGAUGAUGGCUCGGAUUCCGGCUCCCGGAAAACCAAUAUUAUUUUGUAUGCACUCAUUUUUGAGCUCUUCUGCUGAGUACACGGUUUUUGGACCGAAAAAAUCACUGGCUUUUCUGGCAUCUGAAGCAGGAUUCGACGUUUGGCUUGGCAAUGGUCGGGGCAACACAUUUUCCCGAGCUCAUCGUACAAUUGAUCCCAAUCAGCGGAAAUUUUGGAGCUUCAGUUUCCACGAGGCUGGCGUCUACGAUCUUCCGGCCAUGAUUGACUAUACGUUGAAUGUGACGCAGAAACAGCAGCUACAUUAUGUGGGCCAUUCACAAGGCUCGGUAAACUUUUUGGUGUUGACCUCGAUGCUUCCACAGUACAACUCCAGGAUUGCUAGUGCACAUUUGUCAGCACCGGUAGCUUUCUGGUCUCAAAAUACACUUCCGUUCAGAUUAAUUGAUGAUCAGCUGAUCGAGGUGUUACACCUUCUGGAUGACGCCGGCUACUGUGAAGUCUUUGGAAGAUCCGAUGAUGAAUUUUACGAACGAUUGUCAGCAACCAUCAAGGGCGGAGGAUCAGUGACGAAAAAUCUUUUCUUUCAAGGACUUUGGAUGAUAAUUGGGAAGGACGAAAAAGGAUUCAAUCAAUCUUCCUUGGAUUCUAUAAUGGAAUUUUUCCCAGCAGGAGCCUCCAUUCGGCAGGCUCUUCAUUUUACUCAAACCUACAAAACCGAAACGUUCAGUCAGUAUGAUUUCGGGAAGACGGAAAACAUGAAGCGUUACGGUCGAGCGAGUCCUCCGGAAUAUCCAUUACAGAAUAUCGUUGCUCCGGUAGCAUUAUACUAUGGCCUGAAUGAUCCUCUGGUUGCCGUUGAAGAUUUAGAGCUGCUUGCCGAAGAACUGCCUAAUCAAAUGAAGAUGCAAAAUUCCAACCAACCGGCGGCGGCUGCUGUGGACGGCACAAAUAUCGCCACUUGCUAUAAGGUCAUCUCCCCUGCUGAUUCUUUCGGCUACCGGCCAUCAACGAACGCAUCAUCCAACCGUAUCCAAAUCAUUCACGGAGGUCAUCUCCAGUAG